Prosopis cineraria is the source of this 1221-nucleotide messenger RNA. Its product is annotated as 40S ribosomal protein S3a-like. Gene Ontology annotation, molecular function: structural constituent of ribosome. The transcript is spliced from 6 exons. Gene Ontology annotation, cellular component: cytosol; ribosome. NCBI's taxonomy places the organism in Eukaryota, Viridiplantae, Streptophyta, Magnoliopsida, Fabales, Fabaceae. The record is from RefSeq and is a predicted model, not a curated record. Gene Ontology annotation, biological process: translation. The coding region runs from base 90 to 875 and encodes 261 amino acids.
UAAGUGAAGCCCUUCGUCUUCUAGGGUUUUGUGUGCGCAUUGCAUUACGGCCGCUCGCAGCUAAGCUCUGCAUACUUCAAGCUUUAGCCAUGGCCGUCGGAAAGAACAAGAGAAUUUCCAAGGGAAAGAAGGGAGGAAAGAAGAAGGCAGCUGAUCCAUUUGCCAAGAAGGACUGGUAUGAUAUCAAGGCUCCUUCUGUGUUUCAAGUUAAGAAUGUGGGCAAGACCCUCGUCACUCGUACUCAGGGUACCAAGAUUGCCUCAGAAGGACUGAAGCACAGAGUGUUUGAGGUCUCAUUGGCUGAUCUUCAAGGUGAUGAGGACCAUGCAUUCAGGAAGAUUAGGUUGAGAGCUGAGGAUGUUCAAGGGAAGAAUGUUCUCACAAAUUUCUGGGGGAUGGACUUCACAACUGAUAAGUUGAGGUCUUUGGUUCGCAAAUGGCAAACUUUGAUCGAAGCUCAUGUGGACGUAAAGACCACUGAUAACUACACGUUGAGGAUGUUUUGCAUUGGGUUCACUAAGAGGCGAGCAAACCAGGUGAAGAGGACCUGUUAUGCCCAGUCGAGCCAGAUCAGACAGAUCCGCAGGAAGAUGAGGGAGAUCAUGACUAACCAUGCAACAUCCUGUGACUUGAAAGAAUUGGUCCGCAAAUUCCUCCCUGAGGUGAUUGGAAAGGAUAUUGAGAAGGCAACUUCUAGCAUCUAUCCUCUGCAAAAUGUGUUCAUUCGCAAAGUCAAGAUCUUGAAGGCUCCUAAGUUUGAUCUUGGAAAACUAAUGGAGGUUCAUGGUGACUAUUCGGAAGAUAUUGGUGUGAAGGUAGACAGACCUGCGGAUGAGACGAUGGCUGAGGCUCCCACCGAAAUUGUUGGAGCUUAAAUGAGUUUUCACUUCUAUUUUUCUGUUGGAUCUUAGGGAGUUUCUGCAUUAUUUUUGGUUUUCUGUAUUUUUUUCUCACUGAGAUUUAAGCUUAAAGUUAAAAGGUCCCAUGUCAGCCCGGCGAACCAUUUUUGUUUCGGCCUUGUUUAGAAGUUUUGCACUAAAUCUAUAUCUGCUUGUCGACCCCAAAGAAAAAAUUGCUUUGCAUGCUUUUGCUGCUUGUGAGAUCUUGGCUGAUGGCUGGUAAAAAUAAUGUAUAAUUUUACGUUACCUGGUCAAAUCUUUUGCGAAUGCCCCUUGUGGACGAUUUUUGAUUUAAUAGAUUGUGGGCAAAAUUAAUUUGUCA